AUGCAGAAGCAGCCGCAGCUCUCUCCUCUGGACCUGCAGCAGUGGGAGCUGCCUAAGGAGGAGUUCACUCUGGAGGAGGAGCUCGGCAGCGGACACUUCUCUGACGUCUACAGGGGGCGCUGGAGAGGCAGCAUCAGCGUGGCCAUCAAGAUCAUCAGGAGCGACUCGGAGCUGGACCAUGUGGAGUUCCUUCGUGAGGUGCAGAUCCUGAAGGUUCUCCGUCACCGUCACCUGAUCUCGCUGUUCGCCGUCUGCACCGAGUCUUCGCCAUUUUACAUCGUCACCGAAUUCAUGGAGAAGGGCAGCCUCCUGGACUUCCUGCGAGGUCUGAGGUCUCUGAGGUCUGAGAACUCCCUGUACCUGUGUCCUCUGUCCCUGUGUCCUCUUUCCCUGUGUCCUCUGUACCUGUGUCCUCUGUCCCUGUGUCCUCUGUCCCUGUGUCCUCUGUACCUGUGUCCUCUGUACCUGUGUCCUCUGUACCUGUGUCCUCUGUCCCUGUGUCCUCUGUACCUGUGUCCUCUGUCCCUGUGUCCUCUGUACCUGUGUCCUCUGUCCCUGUGUCCUCUGUCCCUGUGUCCUCUGUACCUGUGUCCUCUGUACCUGUGUCCUCUGUACCUGUGUCCUCUGUCCCUGUGUCCUCUGUACCUGUGUCCUCUGUACCUGUGUCCUCUGUACCUGUGUCCUCUGUCCCUGUUUCCUCUGUCCCUGUGUCCUCUGUCCCUGUGUCCUCUGUACCUGUGUCCUCUGUACCUGUGUCCUCUGUCCCUGUUUCCUCUGUCCCUGUGUCCUCUGUACCUGUGUCCUCUGUCCCUGUUUCCUCUGUCCCUGUGUCCUCUGUACCUGUGUCCUCUGUACCUGUGUCCUCUGUCCCUGUUUCCUCUGUCCCUGUGUCCUCUGUACCUAUGUCCUCUGUCCCUGUGCUCAGGCCCAGAGGGACCGCAGCAGGACGUGGUGUCCCUGCUGGACAUGGGAGUCCAGGUGGCUGAUGGGAUGUUGUACCUGGAGGAGCACAGGUACAUCCACAGAGACCUGGCAGCGCGGAACGUCCUGGUGGGAGACAGCUACAUCUGUAAAGUGGCCGACUUCGGACUAGGACGAGUCAUCAAGGUGAGGGGUCCUCAGGGUCCUCAUGGUCCUCAUGGUCCUCACGGUCCUCACGGUCCUCAGUCUUGA
This is a messenger RNA of Knipowitschia caucasica, 1173 nucleotides long. Lineage: Eukaryota; Metazoa; Chordata; Actinopteri; Gobiiformes; Gobiidae. The record is from the annotation of a GenBank genome assembly.